Aspergillus luchuensis is the source of this 933-nucleotide messenger RNA. RefSeq lists its product as uncharacterized. The record is from RefSeq and is a predicted model, not a curated record. Bases 1 to 933 code for a protein of 310 amino acids. NCBI's taxonomy places the organism in Eukaryota, Fungi, Ascomycota, Eurotiomycetes, Eurotiales, Aspergillaceae. The transcript has 2 exons.
AUGACAGGACAACAAUCCAUGUAUCAGUUCCUGUUCGAGGGCCCACAAACCCCGAUUGUCUCCUACAGAUUCGCUUCAUCCAUCAGCUCUGUGCUCAAAGCCGAGGGUAUUCCAUGUCUACUAUGGGGUGAUCUAGCGAUGAGGGCUAUGGGAUACCACAGCAUAGCACAAAACCUCGAUCUCAUACUCGAAGACGAGCAUUUGACACGAGCGGCCAACUUUUUCCGCAAUUACGAAUAUGUCCAUGAAUACCCUUACUUCCUACGCUGCGCCUCAGCCACUGCCACGACCCGUGAAUCAGGCCGCCCGACGCCUGUCCACCGCUUUCACGUCUACACCCACCCUGAGAUUACCAUGACGCCAUCCCAAGCUUCACAACGCUCUGGUGCUCAGGGACCAGCAGCAGCAGAACAAGGAGAGAUCCCCCACAUAGACAUAUGCCUCUACUCCAAGCGGUGGUACUUUCCAGGCAAUCCUCCAAUUCCGACUGGAAUCCCUCGACCGACAAAUCUAUCCUACAUGUUGAGCAAUGACGGCCGACUACCCCUGACGGGCUAUCAGCAUGGACAGCCGAACUUCGGCCGCUUUCCGCAGGACAUUGCUCCAGUUAUAAUGGCAAAGCCGGCUCGAUAUAUUGAAACGUUGUUGGUUCUCAGGAUCAACUUCGGUGCUUGGUCGGAACAAACUAGAUGGUGGAGACUGACGCUUGCUCGGAUGACAACCACUGGGUUUGGCAAUGGUCCGGAUGAUGACCCUCAGCCGGUUAUGUUUGGGCCGUUGUAUGAUCCUGAGUGUUUUAGGGAAGAAUUUCAGCGCUGGUGGAAUCUUAUGCGGGCCAGGGAUAUUGAGGCCGUUUUGGCAGAGGAGGAGAAUAUGGGGGUUUUGCUGAGGUCGCCCAGCACGCCUGUUGGAGGGCCGUGGGUUCCUCUUUAG